Messenger RNA from Geodia barretti, 861 nucleotides. NCBI's taxonomy places the organism in Eukaryota, Metazoa, Porifera, Demospongiae, Tetractinellida, Geodiidae. The record is from the annotation of a GenBank genome assembly.
UUGGCAGAGGAAUUUGCGCAUCCCGGAGCUAUCGUGAGUACGGCAUGGGUGGCGGAACGGCUGCGCGAACCGUCCGUCGUAGUUGCGGAGAUCGACUCGCACCUGGACGAGACGUAUGAGAUCGGCCACGUACCCGGCGCGGUCGGAUGGGGUUUGCACACGGACAUGGAGCACCCUCUCCGCCGCGAUAUUCCCGACUUGGCGCAGUUCGAGGCACUGAUGCGGCGGUCGGGCAUCGAGCGGAAUACGACGGUGGUGCUGUACGGCGACGGCAACAACCGCUCGGCGACGUGGGCCUUCUGGGUGAUGAAAUACUACGGGCACGACGAUGUCCGCAUCAUGGACGGCGGACGAACGAAGUGGGUGCAAGAGGGCAGACCGUUCGAGAUGGUGGAGCCUGCGGUGGAGCCGACGAAGUAUCGGGCAGGCACCCCCGACCCUACCCUACGAGCUAUGAAGGAGUACGUCGUCGAGAGCCUGGACCGGACUGGAGUCAAGCUACUCGACACACGCACGGUUGAAGAGUAUGCGGGACAGCUAACUUCGGCCCCCGGCACGCCGCAGCCGGACAUCUAUCGGAAGGGACGGAUCCCGGGCGCCGUGCACGUCGCAUGGGACGACGGCGCGGACCAAGACGGCGCCUUCAAACCGGUCGACGAGCUUCGCACGAUGUACUCGGAGGCCGGUAUCGAGGCGUCGGACGAGGUCAUCCCCUACUGCAGGCUGGGAGUGCGCGCGUCGUACAGCUGGUUCAUCCUCAAGUACAUUCUCGGCUUCGACAACGUGCGUGUCUACGACGGGUCGUGGACGGAGUGGGGCAACUCUGCGGGCGUACCGAUCGAGACGGACGAGCCGGUCUGA